CGGAAAAAGCGGUAUACUCUUUUAAAAGACCACUUCGAUCCGCGCUUGAUCGAUACACUGCCACCUGAAGCUGCACCAAGUAAUAAGAGGAUAAUAAAAUUAUAGAAUUGAUGUAAGAAGGAAUUUUUCCAGACAAUUACACAACGAACGUAGCUCUUGAAAAUUUGUAUCGCCGGCAAAUUUAUGUUGUACUACAGAACUUUUAAGUUUCUUUAUGGGAAGGUCCACCGACGAUUCACGAUCCACCCCCUCUUCUCGUUUCAGCAGCCGAAAUUCCUCAAGAGGACGACCGAGGAGUUGGAGCCAGCAGGCGGUGCUAGUGGCGAUGGCGGGUUCGGCGAGCCGCCGGUUAAGAUGCAGUGCACGCAAGGGCAGCAUCAGCAUCAGCAGCAGGGUCCGGGCGGCGGCGGUGGUGGCGGGCCUCAUCACGGCCACGGCCAGCAUCAGCCGGGGAACGGCGCGAACUCGACGGGUCCGGCGCCCGGUGGCGGCGGUGGCGGUGGCGGCGAUGACGGGAACGAGGGACUCACCAAGUUCCACGUGCAGAUCGUACAGCAGCUGGAGUUCACGACCUCGGCGGCGAAUAACUCGCAGGCUCAGCAGAUCUCCACGAACGUGACGGUGAAAGCGCUGACGAAUGCAUCGGUGAAGAGCGAUCUGUUAAAUGCGUCCUCAUCGCCGAAGCCCGGUCCGGAUGCGUCCGCAUCCGCUACGUCUAGGCCGCCCGGGAACGGCAAUGGUCCCGGAGGUCCCGGAGGUCCAGGAGGUCCUAACGGGCCCGGCGCGACUGGUAGUGGCGCCGGUGGAGCCGGUGGCAGCGGCGGCAUAGGCUGCGUUGACAUCGGUAACCUCGUCGAAUGCAAACAAGAACCCGACAACGAGUUCGUGGAUCUGGAACAGUGCGCCGCGGCACUGGAAAAGGACGCCGCGGCGAACGGUACCGGUUUCCCCGGCUUCUCCGAGUUCAUGGGCGAGGACACCGGCGACGAGAUCAUCACGUCGGACGCGUUCAAGGAUCUCAUAUCUGAGAUAUCGGACUUCCAUCCGGAGUUCAUGAAGGACUUUGACCUCAAGGACUUUGAGGACAAGAACGUAGACACGCCGAAUAACGGACAGAUCAAGAUCGAGGACGACAAGGACGCGAUCCAUCAGCAGCAGCAGCAACAGCAGCAUGCCAACGGCGCGAACAACGGCGUCAACAGUAACAAUGUCGGUAACAAUAACGGUAACGCCAUGCCUGCCAACUCGAGUCCGGGCGCUCUCGGCUCCUCGCAAUAUUCCCCCGCUCGACUUCCAUACUCCGGGCUGGACUUUAAAUCCGAGAUGAGUCCGGCGGCACAGACGCUCAAGCAGAUGGCCGAGCAGCAUCAACACAAGAGCCAACAACUGGGCCUGGGUGGAUUCAACCCCGCGGCGGCCGCCGCGGCCGCCGCCGCGCGGGGCCCGGCCACGAGGUCCCCUUACGCCGAGUUUUCUCAAUUCGGCGGCGCUUCCGAUUACCUCGGUAGUCCGGGCAGCGCCGGCCCGACCGGUGGACAGAACCAGGCCACCGCCGCGGGGACCGGCUCGUACCACAAGAACAAUGGCACGCCGACCUUCCAGAGUCAGCAGACCAACGAUAUGUUCGUCAGCUCACAGACCCAGUUCGCCGCGGGCCUCACUGAUAUGAAGAGGCCCCAGCCGACCGCGACGGGCGGCAAGCCCGGCAUGCUGGGGCCCAGCGGCGGUUACAAGCAACAAUACUCGCCGUAUGGUAGCCCGGGCUCGAUGCCGAAUCACGGCAGCCCAGGAUACCCAUUGCCACCAAGAGGUUCGCAGGGAGGUGGACCUAACCCGACCGGUUCGCAGGGACCCUUUAACACGACUUCCACGCCGCCGAGACCUCCCUCGGGAUCCGGUACUUCGACCUUGCAGAUCAACCAGGCGCAGCAGCUGCACAUCGGUAACCAGAUUCAGGUAAGUGUAAUAACUUUUUUCCUACCCCGGAUCGAUUUUCUCGAAAACGAAAUCUCGCGCGGAAAAUACCUAUUCCGCAAAUGACAUUUGCACGAGAGAUAGCAUUUUGUAUCUUGGCAUUUCAACGAAGGAAAAAUGGUAUUGUGCAUCAUGUUAUCUAGUUACAGGGGAGAGUCCGCGUGUAUGAGAUACCGAAUUUAUUUUUUGUAAUUGCCGGAAAUCUACGGGCACAAUUAUAAAA
Messenger RNA from Vollenhovia emeryi, 2197 nucleotides. RefSeq names its product neurogenic protein mastermind. Lineage: Eukaryota; Metazoa; Arthropoda; Insecta; Hymenoptera; Formicidae. The transcript is spliced from 2 exons. Bases 184 to 2040 code for a protein of 618 amino acids. The record is from RefSeq and is a predicted model, not a curated record.